UUUUAGAUUUCGACAUUUAAGYGGKGAAAGRUUCAACAGAAUGUCCCUCAUGCAAUUUCUCCAUGAAACGGAACACACCAUGAAUAUAGACCCAGAUACUUUACAAAAUGUUAUGGACAAUCCUCAAUCGAUUUUGUUUAUCUUUGAUGGCUUAGAUGAAUAUAAGCAUCGUGAAAACCUUAUUAAAGACCAGUCAGAAUUCAACAGUUUGAAUGGAUUGAAAGAUGAAAUGCCCGUAACUUCUAUUUAUGCAAAACUUUUACAGAAGAAACUACUACCUGGGGCCACAAUUCUGACAACUUCAAGGCCAAAUGCUGUAGGCACUCUGAGAAUCUUAAAUGUACAAUUUGACAGAGUUGCUGAAAUUUUGGGUUUUACUCCAGAAAAAGUCAAGUCAUACAUUGACAAGUUUUGUAAAGAUAAUGCAACCACAGCAAGCAAGAUUUGGCUGCACAUAAAAAGCAAUUUCAACCUAUUGUAUCUGUGUUACAUUCCAGUAAAUUGCUGGAUAGUCUGUUCCUUGUUAUAUGAUUUCAUCGAAAAACAUAGUAGUAGUUUGGAUAGCUUAGUGCUACCCACCACUCUAACUGACAUUUACAAAGGAGCAUUGCGGCUGUUUUUGUUCAAGCACAGUCCAGAAUAUCAACAACAAAUGUCUAUCAGUGACUAUACUAACGAUACAUUUUCAACCACAAUUGAGGAAGUACUCUCCAAACUAGGAAAGCUCGCAAUAAAAGGAAUGGAAAAUGAACAACUGGUUUUUGAAGAAGUAGAGGUUCAAGGAUUGGAAAACUGUGGUUUACUCAACUGCAUGCCCAGUAAAACAAAUCCUGCAUUAGGAUUUGCUAGGGCAUCGCAGUAUUGUUUUAUUCAUUUGACUCUUCAAGAGUUUCUUGCUGCCAGAGAAAUUGCAAAGACAUAUGACCUCAAUGAAGUUGUUCAGUUUAUCAAUGAUAAAGCAACCAAUGCUAAAUGGCAUCUUGUAAUACAAUUUGUAGCAGGACUAUUGAUAAAACACACUUUUGAAGCUUCAAUGUGCUUUGAGGACAUGCUUUGCCACUCAUUAAUUCAAGGAAAUAAUAAGUUACUUUUACUUAUUCUCAAAUGCUUUUACGAGCUGAGCAAUGAAGAAGCUGCUGAGAGAGCUGCGAGAAAACUGGAAUCUUGUAAGGAAUUCAGUGGUUCCAUAACUUUCUUUGACGUUGCAAUUCCCGAUUGUACAGCUAUUGUUUUUGUUUUAAGGCACUGCAUGACUCGACUGGUCUCACUUUCAAUUUGUGACAGUUUGAAUUUUGGUGAUUAUGGUUGCUCAGAACUUCUGAAGAUUUUCGUCUGUAAAGUAAGUGAUAGCCACAAACAUGAAAGCUCUCAUCUUACAGUGUUGAACUUGUUAUAUAAUAAUAUAACUGAUCAAGGUGUAUUACACCUGAGUGAUUCACUCAAAAGUGAAAACUGUCAUCUCACACAGUUGAGCUUGCUGAGUAAUAAAAUAACUGAUCAAGGUGUAUUACACCUGAGUGAUGCACUCAAAAGUGAAAACUGUCAUCUCACCCAGUUGAACUUGUCCACGAAUCAAAUAACUGAUCAAGGCGUAUUACACCUGAGUGAUGCACUCAAAAGUGAAAACUGUCAUCUCACCCAGUUGAACUUGUCCACGAAUCAAAUAACUGAUCAAGGUGUAUUACACCUGAGUGAUACACUCAAAAGUGAAAACUGUCAUCUCAACCAGUUAAAAUUGUACUCUUAUGGGAUAACUGAUCAAGGUUGAUUACACCUGAGACCGCUUUUCGAACAAAAUAUGGACGUUGAAUGAAAUAUUUGUUGCAUAGCCUAGUGUGACUAGGGUGUUUACCAUUUACACAAAGUUUCCGGAAAUUUCCGGAUCAAUGAUCACAAGUUUCGGGUCAGUGACGUAUAAGACCUUUCCAAAUAUGGCUUGCAAUCGGAUUAGGGUUUUAUAAUAAUUGGCGCAUUUUCAUGCAGCUCAAAAGACGUGAAUAAAACGAAAUGGAGGUUAACUUUAGGAUGACAAGAACAAGUUGCUAGCACAAAACAUCGCCCAAACAGGCAAAAUACCCACAGCUAAUAGGUUUGGAAAAGCACCAAUACCUGGAAAAACAAGUCCUAAUUUUUCUCUGGUUUCUGGCCAACAACGAAACUUUUCCGUCACUACUUGAUUUCAAAUGAACACUCCAUUUCCGAAAACAAAGACCCUUGCAGUAAAUAAAAGGAAGCACGAGAAAAUGUCGUUAUUACAAUAAUCUUGGAAAUCUGCAUUUUCGCCGAAUUGAGACUAACUCUGUAUUAACACGAGCUGAGGUUUAAGCCUUCUGGGAAUACAGUGUUAGCCUCAACUUGGUGAAAUGGUUUUGGAAUGUUAUGUUGAAUAUCCUUGCAAAGAAUUUAAAAAUAUGUGUAAUGACUUUGUUGUCUUUCUGUUAAUACAACGUUAAUGGAAUAUAAGCAAAAUCAAAUAAUAAAAAAAUGAAUAAUUAAAUAAAAAAAUAGAUAAAUAAGUAAACAGAUAAAUUAAUUAAUUAAUUAAUCUAUUAAUUAAUUAAUUUAUCUCUUAAUUAAUUACUUUAUAGAUGAAUAAAUGUUUUAGGUCCAGAUACUUGGAAUCAGUGUGGCUACUGUUAUCAGAUUAGUUGCGGAUCCAGGGGGGGUUCCAUAGGUUAUAAUAAAAUAAUAAUAAAAUAAAUGACAAAUAAAUAAAUAAAAAACUUGUACUAUUUAGGAAUUAAUAUUAAAGUACAAAAGAAAGUGUUCGGC
Exaiptasia diaphana is the source of this 2772-nucleotide messenger RNA. RefSeq names its product nucleotide-binding oligomerization domain-containing protein 1. Bases 41 to 1768 code for a protein of 575 amino acids. Lineage: Eukaryota; Metazoa; Cnidaria; Anthozoa; Actiniaria; Aiptasiidae. The transcript has a single exon. The record is from RefSeq and is a predicted model, not a curated record. Gene Ontology annotation, molecular function: protein binding.